AUGCUGUAACAGUUCUGCAUUUUAAGUGUUCAGCACUGCCACGCCGUUUCAUGUUUUGACUGCUGAGGAUUUUAUAUGAUUUUAUUGAAUGGCAUUGUAUAGGAAGUGUCGUCUCAAGACCUUACAUUUUCACUUUAUAUAACAAGACAGGGACAGAAACCGCAUCCAGAAUGUCGUCCACAUUUCCUAUAAUUGUCGCCCCGCCUCUCAAGCGCGCCCUGCGUCCAUGGGGUCCAAUAACAGAGCGUCUAGGCAACCGGACGUGACGCAACGUUUAGAGUGGACGAAUGGGCGGGGUCUUGCCAUACUCGAACGACCCGCCUACCGAGACGGCACAGCGUCCGAUGGAUCCGGUCCCCGUGUGAUUGUGGGCUUUACACGCAGGAACUCACCGUGACCUGUAGAACUAGUUGGCGGCAACAUGAGUUCCGAGUUGUAUAUGGAGUGUGAGGAGGAGGAGCUGGAGCCAUGGCAACGCGAGGUCAUGGAGGAGGACGAGGAGGAGGAGAUGGAUGUAGUUUGUCAAGUCAAACAGGAGGAGGAGUUUGUGAACGGCCCAGGUUUUGCCGUAUCCUCAGCCCCUCCCCCUGCUCCUUCCCUGCUCAGGGCAUCUCCUCUGAUUGGCUCCAGCUUUGCCCAUGGAAUGUCCCUCAUUGGCCCAAAUCGUUCCCAGGGCUUGUCUUUGAUUGGCCGUGGUGUUACCCAGGGAACCUCUCUGACUGGCUCAAACAUAACCCCGGUAAUGUCUGUGAUUGGCCCAAACCUUCCAACGAUGAGGCCUGUCGUUGGCUCACAAAACUCCCAGGCAAGGUCUUUGAUUGGCUCCAAUCUCACCCCGGGAUCCUUCACGAUUGGUUCAAAUGUUACGGCGAGAACAGCAGUCACUAGCCCGCAAUUCUCCCUGGCAACGUCUGUGAUUGGCUCAAACCGUGCCCCAGCCGCCUCCGUGAUUGGCUCAAACCGUGCCCCAGUCGUCUCCGUGAUUGGCUCAAACCGUGGCCCAGCCGCCUCUGUGAUUGGCUCCAGCGUCCCGGCGGGGUCGUCUGCCAUUGGCUCCGGUCUCCGCCAGGGCCAGCCCCUCAUCCUGACCCAGGGCCCUGGCGGGACGUUCUUCCUCUCCACCAGCCAGCGGCAUAUCACCGGCUCCUCCCCCAACCAGCCCUUCCUCUUCACCACACAGAGCCUGAUGCCCGUGCAGACCUCGGGGGGGGCCGGCAUGCCCAAGCUGCUGCUCAACCUGCAGACGGGCCAGACCCUACAACCCCUCACCCUGAUACAACAUCAACCCUUGGUCCGGGCCAAGAUAGCCCCGAAGGAGCAAGCCUUCAGCGUCACCUCUCCUCCCAGCUCCCUGGCCCCCACCCUGACCUCCACCGCCGCCCCCGCCGCCCCCGUCUGGCUCACCCCGCCCUCCCCCCAGGCCAGUACCGUCCCGCCCAGCCGCUACACCGCGAAGGUCAUCCCCGCCUCCGUGUCCAUCACCACGGCUACACCCGCCCCCAACAACCCCACCCGGGCCGUCCCCAAGAUUGUGAUCUCCAAGACGUUCAAAGCAGCGAUCCCCACGGAGACAGCGACCUCCGACCCGGCCCACCCGCUCCGGGUUGUGAUGACGGUGUACGAGUUCUACUACGGUGUCUUCUGCGGGGACGGGGCGCUGCAAACCCGUGGGCCCGUCAAACUGACCGCCCCCUUCCACUGCAAGAAAUGCCUCUACACCACCAAGAGAAACAUGGAGAUGAUGAAGCACUACUGGCAGCACACGGACAUGGCCCGCUCCAUGCUUCACGAGGACAUGCGGUGCGACGACUGCUUCAGACUCUUCUCCAGCGCCGCCCUCCUGGAGAUCCACCAGCUGCACGCCCACCUCUCCAAACCCAAGUCCACCGUGUGUCGUAUCUGUGAGUGGGUCUUUGACAACGAGAUGGAGUUUCUGAACCACAUGAAGACCAACCAUAAGCCGGGAGAGAUGCCCUACGUCUGCCAGGUGUGUUCGUAUCGCUCGUCCUUCUACUCUGACGUCCUGCACCACUUCAGGUGCUACCACUCAGGCCGCCGCCAGCUGCUCUGCAUCUUGUGCCUCAAGGUCACCAACAACAUCAAGGGCUUCCAGAACCACAUGGACAAACACAAGCUGAAGGAGUCCCACCCGUGCGCCAAGUGCCGCCUGCAGUUCGUCCUCCCCACGUCCCUGCAGGAGCACAAGCAGCAGCACCACCGCAGCUUCCGCCGCCCCCACCAGCUGAACGGGCUCCCCCCUGGCGCCAUGGUGACCAUCAAGACCGUGGGGAUGAAGCCUAACAGUCUGCCCCUCCCCUCGCGGGGCAAGCUCUCCUCCAGCCACUUCAGAGAGCCCCUCGUCGUCCCGCCCCCACAGCCUCAGCCAAUUGAGAGCAGCCCCCCGGACCCCCCCACACCGCCAGGCCCCGCCCCCACCGGGGCCAAGCUCCAGGACAACAGUGACACCGAGAGUGCGGAGGAGCGUGAUAGGCUGCUGUGUAUGGAGUGCGGCAACACCACCACCGACUUCUCCAGCCACUACCCCGCCUCCGUUUCCUGCCUGCUGUGUCCCUACAGAACCUUCUGCUCCUGCGCCUACGCCUCCCACAUGAUCCAAAACCACGUCUUGGCCAGAGAAAGAGGGAAAAGGCUUCCCCUGCAUCAACGACCUCCACCAUGCUGCUAUGAGCUGGUGUGCACGCAGUGUGGCUUCGUCUCUCUCACCGGGGACAAGAUGGCCAAGCACCUGGGCCUGCACCGCGGCCACGCCUCCAGCACCUGCCGCCCGCACACCACCCCGAAGGAGCCGGACCUCCUGUUGGGCCUCCCGGAGCCCCUCCCGCCCAGCGACCGCCCGGACCCGGGGCCGCUGUCCUGGACCCGGGCCCCGGGCGGCCCCGUGUGCCGGCGGCCCUUGGCCUUCAAGCAGGCCCGCGGCCCCCGCCACACGCUGGCCCAGAACGCCGACGCCAUGGACUACUUCCUGCUGGCCUACCCCGAGCCCCUGCUGGAGCUCAUCGCCAAGGAGACCAACGCGCACGUCAAGACCUGCCGCUACCUGGGCGCGCCCGCCCCCAACUGGACCCCGCUGGGCGUCCCCGAGCUGAAGGCCUUCCUGGGCCUGGUCAUCCUCAUGGGGGUGCACGGUCUGGCCGACCUGGCCCAGUACUGGGACCCCGUCCGGUUCCCCCAGUGCGACCACGUGGACCGCGCCAUGAGCCUGCGGCGCUUCAAGCAGAUCGCGGCCAACGUGCGGCCGGGCAGCCUGCUGGCGGACCGCGUGUGCGGCGGCGGCUGCGGCGACCCCGCGGACGCGCUGGGCGUCCUCCGGCCCAUGCUGAAGCACCUGGGCGAGGCCAUGUGGAAGGUGUACCGGCCCAACUGCCACCUGAGCGUCGACCGCACCCUGCUGCCCGCGCUGGAGGACCGGGACGGCGACCCCCCCGACGGCCAGGCCCCGCCCGAGAUCUGGCUGCUGUGCGACUCCAAGUCGGGCUACUGCCACCGGCUGCACCUGCACACAAGGGGGGGGGGGGAGGCGGCGGAGGAGGGGGGGGAGGCGCUGGGGCUGGCCGUGGUCCCCCGGCUGAUGAGGGGCCUGCACGACAAGAACCACCGGCUGUACCUGGCCAACGCCCUGGCCUCGCCCAAGCUCAUGUGCCAGCUGCUCCUCAAGGGCGUGUACGCCUCCAGCUCCUUCCCCGUCCGCAGCCCCGUGCUGCCGGAGACGCUGUGGCGGGAGGGCGACCUCACCACGCCGGGCCACUUCCUGCAGUGGCGCUGCGGCCCCCUGCUGGCCACGCGCUGGCGGGACGCCAAGGAGAUGGGCUGCCUCUGCACCAACGCCGUGGCGGGCAGCUGCGACACGGUGUGGCGGCGGUCGCAGACGGAGGCCGGCACGCUGGACCCGCUGGCCCGGCCCAUGGCCUUCAAGCUGCUGCAGGAGAACAUGCGCGGCGUGGACAUCUGCAAGCAGCUGCAGGCCUGCAACCCGCUGGGCGGCGUGCCCCGGGACCGCCACUGGCGGAGCCUCUUCUGGCUGCUGCUCAACCUCAGCGUGGCCAACGCCUUCAUCGUGCUGCGCGAGAGCCGCAAGAGGAACCCGCCGUGCUGGGUGGAGGGCGGCCUCUUCUCGCAGCUCAAGUUCCGCCGCCGUCUGGGCACCCAGCUGGCCCGGUGCUACCAGCGGCCGCCGGGCCUGGAGCCCCCCGGCGGCGGCGGGGGGGACGGGGGGGACGAGGAGGAGGCGGAGGGGGACCCGCUGAAGGAGGUGCACCGCAUGGCCAGGAUCAGCUUCCGGACGCGGCGGUGUAAGAACUGCGACCCGAAGCAGGGCCGCCACGAGAGUGUGUACGGCUGCUCGGCCUGCAAGGUCAACCUCUGCACGCAGACCAGCUGCUUCUGGGAGUUCCACGCCCUCGACCCCCCCACCAAAGUCUCCCCCAGCGUUGGAUUCACCCGAGACAAAAUAAGCGGCGCCAUCGAGAUAGAAGGCCAGGUCGUCCAGAGGACCGCGGCGACGCCCCGCGAGGACCGCCCCGACGUCCCCGAGGACCGAGAGGAAGAGGAGGGCGACGAAGACGAGGCCGCCGACGAAGACGAAGACGAAGGAGCAGUGACGGAGGAAGAGGCAGACCCGCUCCGCUACACCUUCAGACCGGAAGACGAGGAGAUGGAGUACCUGGCGGGUGAGGCCGACGACGACGACGACGAAGCAGCGACGGAGGAAAAGGCUGACCCGCUCCGCUACACCUUCAGACCGGAAGACGAGGAGGAGGAGUUCCUGGCGGGUGCGGCCGACGACGAAGAAGCAGUGACGGAGGAAAAGGCUGACCCUCUCCGCUACACCUUCAGACCGGAAGACGAGGAGAUGGAGUACCUGGCAGCUGAGGCAGCGACGCCUCACCAGCCGAAGAGAGAAGAAGAAGAAGAGGCAGUGGCGGCCGCAGCGAGCGCCGGGGCCUCCGGGCCUGCAGGGGGCGCCGGGCAGCUGGUCCCACGGUCAGCUGAGGCCGAGAGAGUAAAAGAAGAAGCACCGGUGGCCGCGGCGCGCCGGACGCCGUCCGUAGGGAGCCGGGCGGCGGCCGUAGCGCGCCGGGUGGCGGCCGCGGCGAGCGCCGAGACCUCCAGGCCUGCAGGGGGCGCCGCGGCGGCGGCGGCCGGGCUGGGCGCGCGGCAGCUGCGCGUCUGCCUGGUGGCGCUGUGCUCCGGCCUGCAGCACGCGGCCUGCGAGUUCGUGGUGGAGCUGGCGCAGGUCCAGGCGUGGGUGGAGCAGGCUCGGCGGCGUUGGGGCGGGGCGUCGGCGGGCGUGGGGGCGGAGCCCGGCGAGGACCACAUGCUGGAGUGGGUGUGGUUCAUGCGGGAGCAGCAGCUGCCCGUCACGGAGGGCGGGCUCUUCAAGCACGCCGCCACGCUGAAGAACAACGGCGUGUUCGCCGACGCCUUCCGCAUCUCGUACAACUGGGCGGUGGGCCUGAUGCUGCGGCACGGCCUGGGCCCGCCGGCGCCCGGCCACGCCCCCCUCCCGCCGCUGCCCGCCCUCAUGGCGGCCGGCGUGCGCAGCUUCACCGAGUUCACCCGCCGGCAGGUGACCUUCAACCAGAUCGCGCCGAGCGCGGUGGCGGGCGUGACGCGCCUCAGCGUGUUCCUGGACCGCGGGCUGAUGGCGAGGGGCUCGCCGCCCGCGCUCCGGAGCCACGCCCUGCGGCUGAGCGGCACGGGCACGCCCCUGCUGACCGUCUACCUGACGGCGCUGGCCGACGGCACGCUGCUGCCCGCCCUGGUGCUGCUCUGGGACCCCACCCGGCUGGGGGGCCCCCUGGACGACGCCUCGGACCCCCCCUCCUCGUUCCUGGUGGAGACGGACCCCCACGGCUUCACCUCGGCCGAGGGCCUGGAGGUGUGGGUGAAGCGCGUGUGGCGGCCCCACGCCUCGGCCCCCCCGGCGGCGGGGGGCGGGGGGCGGGGGCAACACCACCGCAAGCGCCUGCUGGUGCUGGACCGCCACCGCGACCACGUGGCCGAGGCCUUCCUGGAGGCGCUGGGCCGCACGCGCACGCUGCCCGCCAUGAUCCCGUCGGGCUGCGGCCUGCGGCUGCAGCCGCUGCGGGUGGCGGCGCUGCCCGUGCUGCAGCGCCUCCUGGUGGCGCGCUGGCGGAGGCUCAGCGCCGGGCCCCAGGCGGCGGAGCACGCAGGCGCAGCGCGCCAGCGGCUGAGCGGCUGGCUGCAGGACGCCCUGAACGUCCUCCGGGACCGGCCCUCGCUGAUCAGGGCCUCGUUCCGCCUCACGGGCCUGUCUAGUUAA
Molecule: messenger RNA, 6304 nt
Organism: Gadus chalcogrammus (walleye pollock)
Lineage: Eukaryota; Metazoa; Chordata; Actinopteri; Gadiformes; Gadidae
Gene: pogzb
Product: pogo transposable element derived with ZNF domain b
Exons: 18
Coding region: 422-6304 (1960 amino acids)
Source: RefSeq, a predicted model, not a curated record